Molecule: messenger RNA, 1041 nt
Organism: Erinaceus europaeus (western European hedgehog)
Lineage: Eukaryota; Metazoa; Chordata; Mammalia; Eulipotyphla; Erinaceidae
Gene: CNOT10
Product: CCR4-NOT transcription complex subunit 10
Exons: 7
Coding region: 1-744 (247 amino acids)
Biological process (GO): mRNA catabolic process; negative regulation of translation
Cellular component (GO): CCR4-NOT complex
Molecular function (GO): protein binding
Source: RefSeq, a predicted model, not a curated record
AUGAGUAAGAGGAUAUCAGAGGAUGCUGCCGGUGAGUGUGCAGAUUGUCACAGUAACCAUUAUAAAGUUUGUGACUCGGGUUUUCAACCCUUCUCUUUGUCUUCCAGGUGUUCCAUACUUGCCUGUAGUGCUUACGUGGCUCUGGCUUUGGGAGAUAACCUCAUGGCUUUGAAUCAUGCAGAUAAACUUCUUCAGCAGCCCAAGCUGUCAGGAUCUCUUAAGUUUUUGGGCCAUUUGUAUGCUGCAGAAGCCCUCAUUUCACUGGACAGAAUAUCUGAUGCCAUUACUCACCUGAACCCAGAAAAUGUCACUGAUGUCUCUUUAGGGAUCUCUUCAAAUGAGCAAGACCAAGGAUCAGACAAAGGAGAAAAUGAAGCAAUGGAAUCUUCUGGGAAGCGGGCCCCUCAGUGCUACCCCAGUUCCGUCAACUCUGCCAGGACUGUGAUGCUGUUCAACCUUGGCAGCGCCUACUGCCUCCGGAGUGAAUAUGACAAAGCCCGGAAAUGUCUCCAUCAGGCGGCUUCAAUGAUCCAUCCAAAGGAGGUGCCUCCAGAAGCCAUUUUACUGGCAGUCUACCUUGAACUGCAGAAUGGUAAUACCCAGCUAGCCUUGCAGAUCAUCAAAAGAAAUCAGCUGCUUCCAACAGUGAAAGCACUGUCCGAGAUGAGAAAGAAGCCAGUGUUCCAGCCCGUCCACCCCAUCCAGCCCAUCCAGAUGCCAGCUUUCACUGUACAGAGGAAGUGAUGUUUUGCUCUCAGAAAACUGUUACCUGAGUCCUGGGGGAGCAUCUGCAAGCCUUUUAGUUGUAUCAUACUCAUAGCAAAAUGAAUAAAAAGCAGAUGGUGAUGGGUGCUAGUCUCGAAGACACAAUUUUGAAACAAUUCUAACCCUCUUUUUUUUUUUUUUGCCAGGAGCUCACUUAAAAUUAAGAAUUCACAAACUCAUUUUCUUCCUUUUUUCUUUACUCUUUAGAAGACUUAAUUUUGAGUCAUUAUAUGAUGUAACUAUGUCAUAGGUAAUUAAAACAUGUUCUUAUCAGAA